UUUUGUCAGAGGCAGGCGGAGACAAGUUAAAUGCUUGGCGAGCGGAAGAGACAAGAGACCACGGAGAGACUGCUGUGAUGGGGGCGCCUUUGAAGAGCGCAGGUCCUCUGACAGAGUUUGCCCUUUAAUACUCUCCCAGCACCCAGCGCACGGAAAAGGGGUGGGGGCAGUGGCAGUGGCAGUGGCUGCAUGAGUGAGAAACAGCCACAGUAGCGCUUCAACGGCAUCAGAGGUCUGCCUGCCACCUGAGGGGGGCAACUCCCAGAAGACCUGCCUGGGUGGUGCAAAGAAGAGACACCAGCACCCAGCUGGGGAGGUGCCAGCUCCCCCAAGGCCACAGGUGGGGCACAGGAAGAACUUCCUGGGCAGGGGCCAUGGCCCGGUCACCUCUCUGCUGGCUGUUUCUGGGUACCCUGGCAGGGCUCUCCGCUACCCCAGCCCCCCAGAGCUGUCCGGAGAAGCACUACCGGGCUCAGGGAAAACUGUGCUGCCAGAUGUGCCAGCCAGGAACGUUCCUGGUGAAGGACUGUGACCAGCAUGGAAAGGCUGCUCGCUGUGAUCCAUGUAAACAGGGGGUGUCCUUCUCACCAGACCACCACAGCCGGCCCCACUGUGAGAGCUGCCGGCACUGUAACUCUGGUCUUUUCGUUCAAAACUGCACCCUCACUGCCAACGCCAAGUGUGCCUGCCCUGAGGGCUGGCAGUGCAGGGACAAGGAGUGUACAGAGUGUGAUGGUCCAGCCCAGGCCCCAGGCCCACACCCACAACCCUCCCACCCACCUUAUGCUGAAGCAAUACCAGAGGCCAGGACCAGCCGGUACACUCAGACUCUGGCUGACGUCGUGCAGGUUCCUGUCCCAACUCUCUCCACCUACUUGUCUUCCCAAAGGUGCAGCUCGGAGUGCAUCCGCAUCCUUGUGGUCCUCUCUGGAGUGUUUCUUGCUUUCACCGUAGUCGGAGCCCUGUUCCUCUAUCAACAAAGAAAAUAUGGAUUAAACACCGGAGAAAGUCCAGUGGCGCCAGCGGAGCCUUGUCCUUACAGCUACCCCAGGGAGGAGGAGGGCAGCGCCAUCCCCAUUCAGGAAGAUUACCGAAAACCAGAGCUCGCUUCCUACCUCUGAGCCAGCGCUCCGCGGAGGAGGAGCCAUCACUGCCAUCAAGCCCGAGCUUCCAUCCCACCUCACCCGCCAUCCAGGGGGAUCGAGAGCUGGCACCCCCAAUUUCAGCACUACCCCUUCAUCAGAACCCUUUCCCGUGUGCAGACUUGGGAAACUGGCCAAUGUGCCUUUUCGGGACUGGUGUGUCGAGGACACAGGGGACGAGGUGGAGGGGUGGGGAAGCAAGAGCCCGGGUGUGUCCCAGCCAUCCAGCUUGCACCCUGUGCUGCAAGAGGGCUGGGGCUCCAGGUGGAAAACACACCUUGGCCUACGGAAGGCCAGCGCGCUAUACCGCUGACCUAGAAACAGCGAAAUAAAGUGACAGACGGCAGCUG
Molecule: messenger RNA, 1492 nt
Organism: Phacochoerus africanus (Common warthog)
Lineage: Eukaryota; Metazoa; Chordata; Mammalia; Artiodactyla; Suidae
Gene: CD27
Product: CD27 molecule
Exons: 6
Coding region: 375-1121 (248 amino acids)
Biological process (GO): positive regulation of T cell differentiation; negative regulation of apoptotic process; positive regulation of B cell differentiation
Cellular component (GO): external side of plasma membrane
Molecular function (GO): protein binding; transmembrane signaling receptor activity
Source: RefSeq, a predicted model, not a curated record